AUGGCAAACUCGCUACGGGAACGUAUCACCCACGUCGGCGCAGAUCUCAAAGCGAAGUCGAGACCUGACGGCUGGGUAUUGCCCAAAGAACGAGCAUCCUUCGCAGAGGAAGACGACUGGACGAAUAUCGAUCAAGAUGUCACACCUCUCGAGCGGCGAACAUGGACGUCAUGGACGAUUCUGGGUUUCUGGAUGUCCGACGCAAUGAAUGCCCAAGGUUGGGCGGCGCCCAGCUCUAUUAUCGCAGUCGGUCUGACAUGGCGAGAGGCUGUCUAUUGCAUCAUCAUCGGUUCAUCGAUCAACGCAGCGGUGUUGGUCCUUAAUGGAGCUAUCGGUGCCCACUUGCAUGUUCCAUUUCCUGUGGCGAUCCGGUCGUCCUUCGGAUUCUACUUUGCACGUUUCGCGGUUGUCAUUCGCAUGAUCACUGCGCUCUUUUGGCAUGCAAUUCAAACCUACGCAGGUUCUACUGCCAUGACUCAGUGCAUCAGAGCCAUCUGGCCGAGCUAUCUGGAAAUACCGAACCACCUCCCAGCCUCUGCAGGCAUUACCUCACAACAGCUGCUCUCACAUUUCAUUUUCUGGAGCAUUCAAUUUCCGUUUCUGCUCAUCCCACCGCACAAGCUGCGAUGGUUUUUCCUUUCUAAGAUCGUCAUUACCAUCACCUGCAGUGUGGCAGUGGUCAUCGCCAUGGUGCAUAAAGCAGGUGGCACUGGCGAUAUUUGGAAUCAGGAGUAUCGAGUAUCUGGGUCUGAUCGAUCCUGGCUCACCCUUUCUAGCAUGAUGAGCAUCUGCGGGCUGUGGGCCACGAUGUCCGUGAACAUUCCUGACUUCACGCGGUACCUGCGGUCUCCGAAAGGCGUCUAUUGGCAAGGUUUGAUUCUGCCCAUGAUCUCCAUCAUACUCGGGCUAUUCGGCAUCAUUUCCACGAGCUGCUCCAAGGUUGUCUAUGGCGAGUAUAUCUGGGAUCCGAUCGAACUGGCGUCUCGGUGGGAUGGACCCUCUGGACGAUGCGGAGCUUUCUUUGUCGGCUUCUGCUGGGUCGUCGCGCAAAUCGGUACAAACCUGUCGGCCAACGUCAUUUCAUACGCCAACGACAUGGUCAGCUUGUUUCCAAAAUAUGUCAAUAUUCGACGCGGGGCAAUCUUUGCAACUAUCAUCGCUGGAUGGGCCAUGGUACCAUGGAAGAUCGUGGCUUCUGCGCAGUCUCUCUUGACUUUCGUGGCAGGACUUGCAGUCUUCCUCGGACCAAUCUCCUCAAUCCUGGCAUGCGACUAUUGGCUAGUCAAGAAGCGGGCCAUCGAUGUUCCCAGCCUCUAUCGACGAAGCGCUCGAUAUGCAUAUACACGCGGAUACAAUUGGAGGGCAGCAGUGGCAAUCUUUGUCGCGCUCAUUCCAAAUUUACCUGGACUUGCUCAGGCCGUGAACCCAAAUAUUGAGCUCGAUGCUGGGAUUCGACAUCUGUACGACAUGAACUACAUCUAUGGAUGCUUGAGCGCAGCAUUUUUGUAUUGGUCACUCUCGCGACUAUUCCCUGCGAGAGAGACUCUACUUGCGACCUCCAUCUAUGAAGAUGACGACGUAUACUCGGCCGAUCAUGGCUCGGAUGAGCACUCGGUCACAGACGGGAAGAAUGUUGUCGAAAUGUCCAUCAAACAGCAACCUGCGUGA
Messenger RNA from Dissoconium aciculare CBS 342.82, 1668 nucleotides. RefSeq names its product NCS1 nucleoside transporter family. The transcript is spliced from 5 exons. Bases 1 to 1668 code for a protein of 555 amino acids. The record is from RefSeq and is a predicted model, not a curated record. NCBI's taxonomy places the organism in Eukaryota, Fungi, Ascomycota, Dothideomycetes, Mycosphaerellales, Dissoconiaceae. Gene Ontology annotation, molecular function: nucleobase transmembrane transporter activity. Gene Ontology annotation, biological process: nucleobase transport; transmembrane transport. Gene Ontology annotation, cellular component: plasma membrane.